Messenger RNA from Tripterygium wilfordii, 1999 nucleotides. RefSeq names its product probable WRKY transcription factor 32. Bases 153 to 1658 code for a protein of 501 amino acids. NCBI's taxonomy places the organism in Eukaryota, Viridiplantae, Streptophyta, Magnoliopsida, Celastrales, Celastraceae. The record is from RefSeq and is a predicted model, not a curated record. Gene Ontology annotation, molecular function: sequence-specific DNA binding; DNA-binding transcription factor activity. Gene Ontology annotation, biological process: regulation of DNA-templated transcription. The transcript is spliced from 5 exons.
CAUAAAAUCCGACUUGCAAUCCAUCCCGUAUGUAAGGUUUCGGGUCCUCAAAAUUCGGGUUUCAGUUUCGGACAGCACAACAUUAUUACUAGACUGUUGAAAAAUCGAAACUUUACUCUCCGUCUCUCUCCCCUUGCGCGACGGAAUCUGCCAUGGCUGAGAGCUCGAGCUUUGAAGCUCCGCAAGUAGAAAGUCAAGUACGACGUGAUGAGGAACCGCUUGAGGAAUUGGAGGAAUUCCACGUGGAGGAUGAUGAGGAAGAAGAAGAAGAGGAGAAGAGUCAACUCGGUGAGUCGCAGCAAUUCGUUGAGCUGCCGAGUACUGAAGCGGAGGUGAGAGAGCCUCAAUCGGAAAACUUAGAAUCGCCUUCCCCGGUUUCUUCUUUCCCGGAGAACGGUUUGCGGGUGAAUUCUGCUCCAGAAUUCCAUGAGGAAGCCGAAUUGAAGGUUAGUGACGAGCAAGUUAAAGGGACCCACCAGGAAGCUUUGAGAACUGUUACGGCUCAAUGUUCUGAACCCCAAAUUCAAAGUCAGCUCGAGUCAUCUGCUUGUCCCGCUCCCUUGUCAGAACUGUCGCCAACUUCUGUUACGCAAUGCAUAUCUUCUGCUCAAAGUCCAACAAUGCCCAAGGUUGAUAGCUUUUGCACACCCGAAGCAAUUAAACUGAAGUCUUCGGACGUUAAAGCUCUAUCUGUAGAUCCAGUUGUUAAAACUUUGGUUUCGGAUGGUUACAACUGGCGAAAAUAUGGUCAAAAACAAGUUAAGAGUCCCAAAGGCUCUCGAAGCUAUUACAAGUGUACUCAUUCUGACUGCAGCGCGAAGAAGAUUCAAUGCUCUGAUCACUCAGGUCAUGUUAUAGAGAUUGUUAAUAAAGGAAUGCAUGCUCAUGAUCCUCCAAAGAAGAGUAACAGCACCAGAGAAAACAGGCUUGCAGUAUCACCUACCCCGACUUUGGCAAAUGAUGUCACAGAGCGUCCUAUUGGAAUGCCUACUGCCUCAGAUGCAUCCACUUCUUUGAGACAACCUACAGAGCAAUCAAGUACCAUGCCUGAAAGAAAACGACAGACCUCAAGUGGCUCCAAGGGUAAUGGUGAAAGUCAAGUGAAGGAGGAGCAGGUUAAUGAGCCAGUACCAAAACGGAGAUUGAAGAAAGACAAUUUGGUGUGUUCGGAUUCUCUGCUAAAACCUGGGAAAAAAACAAAGCUCGUUGUGCAUGCAUCAGGUGAUGUUGGUAUCUCAGGUGAUGGAUACAGAUGGCGCAAGUACGGACAGAAAAUGGUGAAAGGAAAUCCUCAUCCCAGGAACUACUACAGAUGCACUUCUGCUGGAUGUCCUGUCCGUAAGCACAUUGAAACCGCUGUAGAUAACACAAAUGCUGUUAUUAUUACAUAUAAAGGAGUACAUGACCAUGACAUGCCCGUACCAAAGAAGCGGCAUGGCCCGCCAAGUGCUCCUCUUGUUGCUGCUGUUUCUCCUGCUGCUAUGAACAAUGCACAGUCGAAGAAAAGUGACUCCUUCCAAAACCAAAGAACUUCAACCCAGUGGUCUGUAGGCACUGAAGGUGAAUUAACUGGCGAAGCAUUGGACCUUGGAGGCGAGAAGGCAAUGGAAUCAGCUCGAACUCUUUUGAGCAUUGGAUUUGAAAUCAAGCCUUGUUGAGAACUCCUUUGUUUUCUCGAGUGUAUGGAUGAUGGUCUCCAUAUAAGUGGAUGUUGUGAGGUUUGACAAUUUCCUUUACUCCCUUUUAAGUUAUUUUUUUAUUUUCAUCUCGCUUUAGUGUAUCGGUAAACAGUUGUAUAUUUGGUGUUGUACACCUUGACUGGAUAGAAUGUCCUAAUUCUAGUUUGAACAAAAUAAAAUCGGUUGGCGCCACAUCUUCCACGACUUGUUUGUAACCAGUUCUGUAUCUGCCAUAUGAUCAUAUCAGUCCGAAACGCUGAUUCGUAAGUUUGAUAGGCAAGUUAUGUAUGAAAAUAGGUUUUCUUUGAUAAGUUAUAUUC